Molecule: messenger RNA, 1228 nt
Organism: Vespa velutina
Lineage: Eukaryota; Metazoa; Arthropoda; Insecta; Hymenoptera; Vespidae
Gene: slx1
Product: structure-specific endonuclease subunit slx1
Exons: 3
Coding region: 349-1170 (273 amino acids)
Biological process (GO): double-strand break repair via homologous recombination
Cellular component (GO): Slx1-Slx4 complex
Molecular function (GO): crossover junction DNA endonuclease activity; 5'-flap endonuclease activity
Source: RefSeq, a predicted model, not a curated record
AAAAAUGUAACGCAUACAACUAUAUGUAUAUGCAUGUUUCAACUGUUUUAUCAUACUGUAAAUGUGUAAUGUAAAAGUACUUAAUUGUACCGGUAGAUGGUAGCUUCGACAAAAAUAAUACAAUCGAUUUAAGUUACUCAAUUAACCUCUAUAUAAUUGAAAUCUAUACAACAGGUUAUAUACAGUUGAUACUAUGCCGGAGUUUAUAAGCAGACCUAAUAUCGUUUAAUUACAAAAGUAUAGUGAAUAAAUUAUUUAAUGCUCAGCACGUGCAACGUGAAAAUAUAACUCAUAAAAUCUUAUCAAUGAAUAUUUAUAAGUCGUUGUAUUCAAUGGCACAAAGAAAUUAUGGAAGAAGCAGAAAUAGUGGAGCACUUUUACGGAGUAUAUUUAUUAUAUUGUUUGAAUCCAAAGUACAAAGGCAGAACUUAUAUAGGUUAUACCGUAGAUCCACGACGUAGAAUUAAACAACAUAAUGCCGGUAAAAAAUAUGGCGGUGCAUGGAAAACUAGCAAAAGAGGUCCAUGGAGCAUGGUGUUAAUUAUUCACGGCUUUCCUAACAGUACUUCUGCAUUGAGAUUCGAAUGGGCAUGGCAGCAUCCUCACGUAAGUCGACGUUUAAGGCAUGUAUCGAAAAAAAAAUCAACCCAAAAAACUAUAGAAUUUUAUUUGAUGGUUCUUUCGGAAAUGCUCAAAGUUGGACCCUGGUGUCGUUUACCUUUAACAAUUCGUUGGUUGGACAAUGACUUCGCUCAAACUUAUUCCACAUCCUUUUCACCGCCUUUACAUAUGCCGAUAUGUUACGGGAAAGUCAUACCGCGAAAGGUCACUAAGAGAAGUCCAAGAAAAGAGAAGGCCAUCGAAUCACAGAUGGAAGAAGAUUAUAUUCCUGUACUCCUUUGCUCGAUUUGCGGAUUAAUAAGCGAAAAAAACGAAUCCGUUAUGUGUAUAAAACCGAGUUGUCGACUGAUAGCACAUUUAAUUUGUUUGGCACAACAUUUUUGUAAGGACGACCAAAUCUUACCGAUCGAGGGUACAUGUCCUUCCUGUAAUACCAACGUCCUUUGGGGUGAUUUGAUAAGAAAGAUGAUAGGUUGUUAUCAAGACUUGCAAAGUGAUGUUGAUAACUCUCCACUUAUAAUCAGUAGCGAUGAAGAUAUCGUAGAUUAAUUAUUAAUUAAUUGUUAGAUCUAUGGAUUUACAUUUUAUGCAACACAAUCAUGUUUUA